This is a messenger RNA of Histoplasma capsulatum G186AR, 381 nucleotides long. RefSeq lists its product as uncharacterized. The transcript has 4 exons. The record is from RefSeq and is a predicted model, not a curated record. Lineage: Eukaryota; Fungi; Ascomycota; Eurotiomycetes; Onygenales; Ajellomycetaceae. Bases 1 to 381 code for a protein of 126 amino acids.
AUGGGCUUUCUGAGAAGUCGUGUUUCAAUCUUGAAUGACAACAAGAAUCCAUCUUUUAUGGUGCCAGAUUCUCGCCCCUGGCCCUCUGAGGCUCAAAAUCCAUCAGGGAUCCCCUGUACCCCCUCUCCCAAGAGUGAAUCACCCCUGCUUGCCACUACGUUAAGGAAAGUUGAGGAAGUCCUCUCUUCUUGCUCAUGCUGCACAAUAUCACCCUUGCUGGUCAAGAAGUCCAGAACCGUCUCUGCUAUCGUCUGCAUCGGAUUGAAGACUUUCCUGUCUCCAUGUCGUGGGGCUGGAAUCAAGGAUCCGAUUGAGUUCGAUCCAAGUACAUCUUGCGGAGAGUCUCCACCGAAUCCACCACCAAAAUCAGCACCUAUUUGA